AUGGAGACAGAUCUGGAAAAACUAAGGCUCCAUUCGAAGUGCAAUGUCUCUUGGUUGGCAGCAAAUGAGCUUAGUGCUGAGGUUUCAACCUUCAAUUUGAAGGGAAGUUUGUCAUGCUUGUUUGUGUGGACUCUCGCAUGUGUCCGUCAACUAUGGAAGGUUUCCAAUCAGGUGAAGCCUCUGCAAUUCACAGUGUGGCAAGUCCAGUGCCUUCUUAAUCCUUAUGAAGAACAAUAUUUCAAAGCAGUAAUCGAAGAGAGUGUUAGGCUUAAUCCACCGUUUCCAAUACCAGUUCCUCGAGAAUCAAUGGAAGACGUAAAAUUACUAGACUAUGACAUACCUGCUAAAACUCAAGUCCUUAUUAAUGUUUGGGCAAUUGGAAGAGACCCAUUAUCAUGGGAUGAACCAGAGGUGUACCGGCCUAAGAGAUUCUUGAAUAGUGAUAUUGAUUUCAGAGGACUAAACUUUGAGUUGAUUCCGUUCGAAGCUGGCAGGAGGGGUUGCUCAGGAAUUCCUUUUGCUAUUGUGAUAAUUGAGCUAGCAUAA
Molecule: messenger RNA, 546 nt
Organism: Solanum lycopersicum (tomato)
Lineage: Eukaryota; Viridiplantae; Streptophyta; Magnoliopsida; Solanales; Solanaceae
Source: RefSeq, a predicted model, not a curated record